AUGACUAAAAAUAUAUUUUUAUCAGACUGUAUGCUGCAAAGUGAAAAAUUUGUAGCAUACUCUACACCUUUUGCGACUGAUCCAUAUUCUCAGAGUAGUAUGUGCCAGUUUACCAUUUCAUCAUCUGAAUCACAGGGGUUUUCAUGGAAUCAAGAUAUAUUUGCUAGCCAGUACCAGCAGUUGUGUAAGGUGAUUUAUGAUGGACAUGUUGAUUCAGUGGAAAAACUUAUAGAACAGAUCACACCUCCGUUGAAUGAGGACGAAAAUUUAUAUACGGAUGUGUUUCAAGACGAUGAGCUCGACCAAGAUGGGCGUUAUGGCGAUGAUUUUAGCUGUUAUAAUGAUUCGCCCACCCACAGAAUCAACUUUGACGAAUGGAGAAACAGAGUAUCGUGGGAGUUAAAUAAGCCUAGAAGAAGAUCAGAGAGAAGUAUCUCAUUUGUUGCUGACUCUAAGAAUGGUACGUUUCGUGCUGCUGAUGUUGUUGUAAUCGAUGUUAAGUCCGCUACACCUGAAAAUGCGCGCCUAAAAGAAUUGCUUAACCAUAUGUAA
Eremothecium cymbalariae DBVPG#7215 is the source of this 552-nucleotide messenger RNA. RefSeq names its product Ugx2p (gene UGX2). The transcript has a single exon. NCBI's taxonomy places the organism in Eukaryota, Fungi, Ascomycota, Saccharomycetes, Saccharomycetales, Saccharomycetaceae. The record is from RefSeq and is a predicted model, not a curated record. Bases 1 to 552 code for a protein of 183 amino acids.